AUGGAGUCUUUAAAUCAUCCGUCAUUAGAGGCGAGUGUAGAUCUUGAGUUGCAGCCGGAGCAACCCAAGCAGGAGAACAGCGAGUCGGGUGCUGCUGCUGUUGCACAGCAAGCUGCAGGUGACGUGCUGCAACAGCAACCAGAGCACCAACAGCAGCAGCAACAACAGCAGCAGCAGCAACAGCAGGAGUCUCCUCCCCUUCAGGGAGUAGAAGUAUUUCAAUUAAAUACUUCCCGUUGUCGUCGUCAAUCCUUGCCAAUGACUGUUCCUGUUUCCUUAGAUAUUGAACUAGUACAGACACCUCAUGAGGUGUUACCACAGCCUAAGAGAAUAAUAGAGGGAUUAUCUCCCUUAGGGAAUAUAAAUCAGCCUACUUUAUUAGGUCCUCCUGCUCCUUCAGGUUUCCCGCUGCUGCAACAGCUGCAGGAAGAUGCUAUGAACCCUAAGGAAACCCUUCCUCCUCUUUCUCUUGCUCCUCUCCCUACCUUCGUAGGGGUUCCUCUCCCUGUCCCUCUUGAACAACCUAAAAGAAAUUCAAGUCCUCAACAACUAGACUCUGUCGCUCUUACUGUCCUACAACAUCCACGAGACCCAACAGCAGAAGCAACAGCAGCAGCAGCAGAAGCAACAGCGACAGCAGCAGGCAGGCAACCUCCUCGCACUGCUGGACCACCUUCAACAACUCCUAAGGCGGAGGGGGGAGGUGUGGGGCCCCGAUUGUCUGCUGAGCCUUUGCUGCCUCUUCUAUUGGGGAAUACAAUAGAGGGGGCCCCCCCUUGGCCUCUAUCGGAGACAGAGGACAUUGCUGCCUAUCAGCAUAGUACCCCAGCUACAGCUCCUGCUUCCCUGUCUGCUAGCUUACCGGGGCCCAUAGGGGGAGUCCCCUCUGCUGCUCCUUGCAUGCGCUCUUGUGUCAGUGCUGUUAACGGCUCUGUCUAUGAGGCUGCAGCAGUUGUGGGGGCCCCUGCCGAUACACCUGGGGAGGGUCUCUAUGUUGUGCAAGACCCUAACAUUGUUCCUGCCUCUUCUAUCGUGUUUCUUCCGGGUAAUACAGGGCAUGCACCUGCUGCUUCUGCUGCAGCAUCAGCAGCAGAAAAAACAACAGAGCAGCAAAUAUGGAAAGCCAACUUCUUAGGGCCAUCUGGAGGGCUAGCGGGAGCAGCCGGGGGGGCCCCGGGGGGGGGACCCCGCUUACCGGUUACCGCUUUGGGGCCCCCAGGCAGCUGGAUGAGUUCCUAUGGAUCAGAGCCCUUAGAUCCCCAGUCUCUGCAGAGCCGCAUGCAAGAAACUGCUGCAGGUACUUCAGCAGCAGCAUCAGCAGGAGGAGCUGCAGGAUCAGGAGCAUCUGGAGCAGCGGGACGGCACGCUGCAGCAGGGGGGGGCCCCAGUUCAGGAGGGCAGCUGCGUUGCAAGAAGCUGCUAGGAGGGGCACGACUGUUAGGGGCCCUAGCUGUUUGGUUUUGCAUGCUGCUGGGUAUAGCCUUUUUGCUGCUGCUUAAGCCAGGAGGAGCAACACAAGUGCUGCAGGUGGCAGCACCUGUUGCUGCUGUGCUGCUGUUCCUCUCUCCCGCAGCAGCAGCAAAGAGAGCCCUAAGAGAAGCAGACACUGCAAGUCUUCCUGCUGCUGUCUUUGUUGCUCAAGCUGUGGCAUGUGCUAUCGCUCUUGUCUAUGGAAUGCAAAUAAACAGCAACGCCAUCUUUAUUACCAAUACUAUUGGUAUGGUGCUUGAGGUAUGCUGGCUUGCAGUGUUUGCUGCUUGUCUACAGCAGCGAAGUGAGUCGCGUUGUGCUGCUCGUAGUGGAGGUUUAACAACGGGAGGAAGCUUCUCUGAAGAGGCUCCUUCUUGGUUGCGGCAGGCAGUUGGGAGUGGAGCAGCAGCAGCAGAUUCGCCUCGUGCUGCAGCAGCAGCACCUUCGCUGCAGCGACGCGGGGUGCAGAGAGUUUCUCUGAAGCACAAGCCGGCGAUUAGUCUUCACUCCAAUCCCUCGCCUUCGGGUGCUGCUGCAGCUGCAUCGGCAGCAGCAGCAGCAGCAAGCUCAAAGCCUCCACGCAAGAGCGGCGCGCGCGCAGCAACGACACGACACAAGAGGCAUCCAGGGCAGCAGCAGCAGCAGCACCUGCAGCAGCAACUCCAGCAACAGCAACAGCAUCCAGCAAUAGGAGCCUCGGCAGGUGGCAGUACCCACAAAGGAUCCCCGCGAGCCGCCCUAACGGCUGUGGGGCCGUCAAGUUCUUCACUGCAGCGCAGCAGCAGCAUAGCGAGCUGUAUGAACAGAGCCAGCGGCGGCAGCAGCAGCAGCGAGGAUAGCGCGGAUAACAGCAGCAACAGCAACUUUGCAACGGAAGCAGAUCGCAACAGCAGCAACAACAGGAGACGUUGCGGUGCCAUUGGAGGUGUACCUGCCUCCCUCUCCCUCUUCGGAGCGCACGUCCCAAGACUGUGUCUAAUGAUAAGAAUGAAGUCGCACGAAUGCUUGCCAACUCCUCUCGUUCUAAUGGGAAUUCUUUGCAAUGGUUGUUGGGCACUUCUUGGAUUCAUCGCCGGACUUGGCGCUGUCUGCUGCGUUGGUGUUGUUGAUGCAUGUCAUUUGGUGGACGAAGGGGCUCUGCAGUCUAUUGGACUUUGA
Molecule: messenger RNA, 2628 nt
Organism: Eimeria maxima
Lineage: Eukaryota; Apicomplexa; Conoidasida; Eucoccidiorida; Eimeriidae
Exons: 6
Coding region: 1-2628 (875 amino acids)
Cellular component (GO): membrane
Source: RefSeq, a predicted model, not a curated record